AUGAGGUGGACAAGCCUUCUUCCGGCCCUUCUAUUUUCGGGGUCUGUUGAUGCCCUGGGCAGGAGCCUCGGUCAUGCUGGCAAACGUUUUGUUGAGCAUGCUGCCAAGAGGAUCAAGCCGGUUAUGCCCCCGGGGCCCCCUCCCGUGCUUGAGGCUCGCCAAGAGAAGACGUUCAAGUUCUUGAAUGAGAAGACACAAAAGUUUGCCGUCAAUGGCACAGAGAUCCCGGACGUUGACUUCGAUGUCGGCGAGUCCUAUGCCGGCCUGUUGCCCAUCAGUGACAAGGAGGGCGAGGAGAGCCAGCUCUUUUUCUGGUUCUUUCCAUCUGAGAACCCAGCGGCUGAGAAGGAGAUUCUAAUCUGGCUCAAUGGCGGCCCCGGUUGCUCGUCGUUCGAAGGUCUGCUUCAGGAGAACGGACCGUUCCUCUGGCAAUAUGGCACCUACAAGCCCGUCAAGAACCCAUGGAGCUGGCACACCUUGACCAACAUCAUCUACGUCGAGCAGCCUGUUGGCACGGGCUUCACGACUGGCACUCCUACCAUCACUAAUGAGGAGGAGCUUGCUGCCCAGUUCAUGGGCUUCUGGAAGAACUUCAUCGACACUUUCGGCAUGCACGACUACAAGGUCUACAUCUCCGGCGAGUCUUACGCUGGCAUGUACUGCCCGUACAUCGCCAACGCCUUCCUCGAGGCCAACAACAAGACCUACUACGAUAUGUCUGGCAUGAUCAUCUACAACCCCCUUCUCACCCACGAGGAGAUCCACGAGCCAAUUCCCGUGGUCCAGUUCGUAGAUUACUGGUCCGGCCUCUUCCCCUUCAACGACACCUUCCGCGCCGACAUUAAGGCCCGCGAGAAAAAGUGCGGUUACGCCGACUGGAUGGCUAAGUACCUGGUCUAUCCUCCUAAGGGCCACAUCCCGAUGCCCCUGCCCGGCACCGAUAAGAAGGGUAGGACCCGUGACGAAUGCUGGAACCUCUACUGGGACAUCUUCGACGCUAUCAUGCUCAUCAAUCCCUGCUUCGACAUCUACCAAGUAGCCACGACCUGCCCCCUGCUGUGGGACGUCCUCGGCUUCCCGGGCUCCCUGCCCUACCUGCCCGAAGGCGCAAGUAUCUACUUCGACCGUGAGGACGUCAAGCGCGCGAUCCACGCUCCCGUGGACAAGACCUGGGAGGAGUGCUCGUCCAUCGACGUCUUUGUCAAUGGCAAGGACCAUUCACUGCCGCCUACGUUGAACGGCGUCCUCUCUAAUGUCAUUGACAAAACCAAGAAUGUCAUUGUCUCCCACAGCGCGCUUGAUAUGAUCCUCAUCGCCAACGGCACCCUCAUUGCCCUGCAGAACAUGACCUGGGGCGGCAAGCUCGGCUUCCAGCACCGCCCGGACCAGCCGUUCUACGUCCCCUACAACGACAUGACCGAUCUGUCGACGCUCGCCGGAGCCGGCGUCUUCGGCAGUAUGGUGUCGGAGCGUGGUCUGACAUACGUCAGUGUUGAUCUAGCCGGUCACAUGGUGCCGCAGUAUGCUCCAUCGGCGGCGUACCGCCAGGUUGAGUUCAUGCUGGGCCGCGUGCCGUGCAUGAACUGCACGCUGCCGUUUACUACUGAUCCGGAGACGCCCCAGAGCACCCAGCCGCUGGGCAAGGGCACUGCGCCGCAGGGUUGGAGCAAUGCUGGUCCUCGGAGGGUGAAGGGGCAGGGGCAUAAGUCGUGGAGGAGGAAUGCGAUGAGGCCUUAA
Molecule: messenger RNA, 1737 nt
Organism: Thermochaetoides thermophila DSM 1495
Lineage: Eukaryota; Fungi; Ascomycota; Sordariomycetes; Sordariales; Chaetomiaceae
Product: carboxypeptidase-like protein
Exons: 4
Coding region: 1-1737 (578 amino acids)
Biological process (GO): proteolysis
Molecular function (GO): serine-type carboxypeptidase activity
Source: RefSeq, a predicted model, not a curated record